Molecule: messenger RNA, 1794 nt
Organism: Zophobas morio
Lineage: Eukaryota; Metazoa; Arthropoda; Insecta; Coleoptera; Tenebrionidae
Exons: 1
Coding region: 1-1794 (597 amino acids)
Biological process (GO): DNA integration
Molecular function (GO): nucleic acid binding
Source: RefSeq, a predicted model, not a curated record
AUGCUCCACACCUCUCCUCAUCUUCUCAAAACCUACGUGGCCAAUCGUGUAGUUCGCAUAUUAGAGCAUACAUCUCUUCACCAAUGGGCACACACAGUGUCGAAUCAAAAUUCAGCCGACUUUGCGUCUCGAGGAUUAUUUCCCGAAGAGAUCAUGGAUUGUCAUUCCUGGUGGAAUGGACCAGAUUUUAUGCAGAAUCCGCCGUCCAAGUGGCCCGUAAGAGGCGAUAAUUAUGUCGCACCCGAAGAGCUCCCUGAGCGUAAAAACGAUCCUAUAGUUUUGCGCAUCCAAGCCGACCCAGAAAAUCCUCUGUAUGAAGUUGUGUCACGAUUUUCUUCAUUUAGUAGACUACAACGCGCUUUCGCAUUUAUUCGCCGAUGGCUACUCCGAAUAAGAUGUCCCGAGAUGAAGGGUCCACUCUCAAGCGAAGAGAUGCGAUACUCGACCUUAUCGCUUGUGCGUCUCACACAGCAAAACCAUUUUCCUCUGCUUAUAGAAGAGUUGCGUUCCAAAGGUCACACCACAACUCCAUUAAGGAAGCUGUUCCCAUUCUUGGAUGCAAUGGGUAUAGUUAGGGUGGGCGGACGGCUACGACACUCCGCCCUUCCCCUAGAUGCGAAACACCCUCUGCUUUUACCUCAGAAAGCUCAUCUCUCGGCUUUAAUUUGCGACUACUAUCAUCUGUACGCUUGCCACGCUGGACCUAGAAGCGUGCAGACGCUUAUACAGCAGAAGUUCUGGAUAAUAUCGAUUCCAUCCCUCCUACGGCAGCGCAUUUUUCGCUGCAUUCGCUGUUUUAAGUUUAAAUCGAAACCUGUAUUUCCCUUCAUGGCUGAUCUACCACCAGCUCGAGUUCAACCUAGCAAACCGUUUUCCUCUGUUGGCAUUGACUUUGCCGGACCCUUCACGGUCAGGGAAAGUCGUCGACGUAAGGCCCACACAUACAAAGGGUAUCUCUGUUUAUUCAUAUGUAUGUCUACGAAAGCGGUCCAUUUAGAAAUGGUCUCGGAACUCUCCACGAAAGCCUUCUUAGCCUCGCUCAACAGAUUCACCGCACGCCGUGGUCUACCCUCUGACAUAUACUCUGAUUGCGGACGUAACUUUCUCGGCGCCGCUCGCCACCUGAGGGAGGUGAGUCAGUUUCUACGUUCGCACUCCUCUGAGAUAACGAGUUCCUUAACUUCUUUGGAGAUAAAAUGGCAUUUUAACCCUCCAGCCGCCCCCAAUUUUGGCGGCCUAUGGGAGGCUGCGAUCAAAUCCGCAAAGAGUCUCUUGUAUCGAUCAAUCGGCACCUCUCUCUUAACUUUCGAAGAGUACAGCACGCUAUUUUGUAAGAUUGAGGCGGUAUUGAACAGCCGUCCCUUAUGUGCCGUCACCUCUAACCCAGAAGACGCUGUAGAUUACCUAAGCCCUGGACAUUUCUUAGUCGGCAGACCGUUAUUGCAACCUCCUGAAGCUCCCUUGGAGGACAACUUGAAUUGGACCUGUCGGUGGCAACUGCUCUCCCAGCUGUAUCAGCGGUUCUGGAAGAGGUGGUCUACGGAGUAUCUCCAUACUCAACUCCAACGUCAGAAGUGGAAUAAGGAUCAACCAAACAUUCAACCCGGCGCCAUUGUCGCAUUGUAUGGCGCAGAAACUACCCCCCUUUCAUGGCCGUUAGGACGCGUACAAGAGGUACAUCCUGGAACCGAUGGAGUCGUCCGUGUGGCCACAGUGAAAACCUCGACCGGUUUAUAUACGCGUCCGGUAAACAAGCUCGUGAUUCUCCCAACCCAAUUCUCAAUGGAGAAUUGA